This is a messenger RNA of Plasmodium fragile, 5283 nucleotides long. RefSeq lists its product as uncharacterized. The transcript has a single exon. The record is from RefSeq and is a predicted model, not a curated record. The coding region runs from base 1 to 5283 and encodes 1760 amino acids. NCBI's taxonomy places the organism in Eukaryota, Apicomplexa, Aconoidasida, Haemosporida, Plasmodiidae.
AUGAACAGUAGCAGAGAGAACAGCAGCAACGGCGCAAGCAGAAAGAAGGUUUCGAAGAAUAACGGAACAGCCAAAAGUAGUGACGACAAAAUUAAAGACAGCGGAAGUGUAGGAGAGGAGAAUUGUGCUGACAGGAGUGAUGAGAUGGAGCAGAAUGUAAGUGAAAAGAGCCAUGCCAAGUGCGUGACAAACGUGAAAAAGGAGAAGGAGGAGGAUAGCAGCAGUAACAAGGGUGAUGACAUGAAGAUGGAGGAGCGAAAUCAGAAUGAUAAUAAUCGAGAGGAGGACAAGAAAAAGAAGAAAAAAAAUAAUAAUAAGCUUCCUAACGCAGAUGACGUAGAAAAUGGUAGUGGCGCCACGAGGAAGAAGGAGAACCAAUGCGCUGAGGGAGGAAACGUCGAAAAGGAAAAGGCCGAAGAGGACAGCAAUGCGUCUGCCAUCACGAGUAAUGACAACGUUAAUGGUGUUGGUAGCGGAAAGAGCGGCGCUGGCCAAGGCCAUGGAAAAGGCGUGAAGGAGAAGAAGCCUGGUAACAAAUCGGACAAGAGCGACGCCCCCUCCGGUAACAGUGGCUACUAUGGCAGCUUCCAUUUUAACAAUGACUGGAGGAGUGGCAAAAAUAACAGUAGUGGUAACCUCGACGGGGGAAAGAACAGUGGGGUGGUGUACCAGUACGCCAAAGGUAGCAAUGUGAACGGUGAACACCCAGCAAAUAGGGACAAACAGAACGAUUACAACAGUGCCGCUGGGAAGGAUCCAAAUAAAAAACGAAGCUUUGUCAAAAGUGACAGUAAGAAUUUUGACGGGGGUUAUAAUGCAAGCGCAAGUAAUGGAGGCGCCAACAGUGGAAAUAAUGUGAGUAGUAGCUACCCAAGUAAAGCUAAUUACAAAUAUGACUAUAAGAAUAGUAAGAAUAAUUACAACGUGAAAGGCGGAGGGGGAAAGAAUUACAAAGGGCCACCCCCCAGUAUGCUGAACAGCAACGUUAGUGGUGGUAUGAGCAGUAAUAUGGGUGGAAAUUUCAGUGGCAACGGGGGAGGCAACGGGAGCCGCAAUGGAAGCGGCAAUAGUCACAAUAGCAGCUCGUUGAACUAUGACGGGUUCAACAACCACGGUAGCAGUAACAACCCCAAUGAUGGUAUGAUGAUGGACCCCAUGAAUAACAUGGUCAUGUACAAUAAUAAUAACACCAGUUAUAAUUAUUUGCCGAACUAUGGCUGCAAUUAUCCUUAUACUUAUUAUGUGGAGGACAAUGACAGCAAGAAUGUGGAGUUAGCUAAUUAUUAUUCGUCGAGCAAAAUGUACGGCGGAGCGUCUUCUUCCGGUGGUGGGGCGGGUGGUGCCGCCACUGGCAGUAGUGCUGGAGGUGCUUCAGGGACAACUCCUCCCGCAGCUGCUUCUGCAGCCGCGUCUGCAGCGGCUUCUGCAGCAUCUUGCGCCGCCACAACGGGAGCAGUUGGACCAGACGGUUACAACAACGAUGGUAAUUAUGAUGCCCGCUUUAACUACAACAGCAUGGUGAACGACUUUUACAAUUAUCUCCCCUUCAAUUAUUAUUAUUACAAUAUGAAUAAUAUGUAUUUUGGUGGAUCGAAUUAUAAUGCUAAUGCACACAACAGUCCCUACCAUGACAGCUUGAAGAAUAGAAGAAAUAAAAAGUACCUAUAUGAGAAAAAUAAAAAAAAAAAUUACAAAAAUAUGACCUCGUCAAAUAUGUACAGUGAAAUAAAAAACAGAGUUAUUGAAAUUUUUAAAAGGGAAAACAUCAUGACAGAUGAUUACUUGUUAUACUUUAUGUACAAUAAUGUGAAACUCAGCAUUGAUGUGAUAGCCAAGCAUCCCUACAUUUCUCCCCUGGUUAAUAGCAACACGCAAAACAACACCGCGAUUUUGGCCAACGUGCUAAACGAUUUGAAGUGCAUCAACUUGGGUAAGAAGGACGGCUCUGGAGGGGGAGAGACGGACAAAAUAGAAGCAGAUGUGGAUGGUGACACUGCACAGGUGACCAGAGCACAGGGUAUCACUACCGAUGGGAAAGGAAGCACUAAUGGUAGUGCUAGCCAUGUGGAGUUGAAUGACACAUCAUCGGUACAAGACGGAGAGGCAAAGCAGCAACAACAGGAAGGGGAUGAACCAGAUAAAAGAGAAGAAGAUAAAAAAUUUGUCGCCCCAUCUGUUGAUGAAAACAAUGGGGAGGGUUCUGUGAAAGAGUCCUCUUCACUUAAGAGAGAGGACCACGUGGUAGAGUCCGACGCGACGGGGGCAAAUGGAAAAGAUGGCACAGUUGUGGAAGAAGCGACGGAUACAGCGGUGGAGGGAGAUAAUUCCUCCUCUGCUGCAGAUAAGAGCAAAAAUGUCGAAGGUAAAGGUAGUGAUAAGGGUGAAGAGAAAGGCUCAGCUGACGUGGAGAAAGGGGAUGCAGUCGUUGAUUUGGCCAGCAACACGAAAAACCCCUUUGAAGAAGACAACAAGAACUUCUUGCUGAAUUUGAAUAAUAAACGAAAUGUAAUUAUCAUUAGAGAUAUCAAUUCGCACUACAUCAACACGAUUAAAAGCAUCGUCCUGAGUAGCCCCAACAUCCAGCCGACUGACGUUCUGAAUGUGAGGAACGAUGUGAAUAACACCAUCUUCAUCACCCUCAGGAAUGAAAAGAAAACGGAAUCGCUAGCGCAAUAUUUAAAGACCAAAUCUGUUAAUGAUAAAAAGUUAAAUGUUCGAAUUAAGACAACACAGAGGAUACAAAAUAUUAUUGAAAACAACAUUUUCAAGUCGAUGGGUACCAUGCUGGGGAGCAGUAACAAUGUGAGUAGCAGCAGUCAGGGGAACAACCACAGCGUUGGCGCUGCUAAUGGGGGCAGCAAUACGAACGCAUCGGUCAUGGGAACGAACGGAAGAGGUGUUAUCAACGGCGUGAGUGGUGCUGGUGCGGGUGUGAGUGGAGGAAGUACACGUGGCGGUAGUGCCGCAGGUGUAGGUGCUAGUAAUGGGUCCAUCUCCUCAGGGGUGGGCGGAUCUCAAAAUUCGAGCUCCCCCAAUGGUGUGCAGCCGAUGGCUUCUUCCUCCUCCACUGGUGCUGGUGGAUCAACGAGCACUAACAAUGCAGCAACGGCGACAUCAAACGGCAGCAUAGCAGGAACGACCGGUGGCAGUCAUUUAAAUAUGAUACCCAAUGCAGGAAUGCCUAUGGGUCCCAAGGGGUACAUGAAUUUUAACAACAUGUAUUACCUGCCCAACACGAUGAAUGGUUAUGAUAGUACCUUAUAUGGACACUGCGGUUCAGCGAGCAAUCCUGCUUCUAACUUUGAUGCCUAUUUGAACUACUACAAUUAUGGUAUGAACACCGCAGCGUACAACAUGUAUCAACAUGUGAAUUUGUGUGAUACGUUUGGUGGUGGGUACAACAUGUAUUCGAAUGCAUAUGGGCCUUUGAACGAAAUGAAGAACAAGCACGGUUACAAUAACGGCAAGGGGCGUAAAUUCUCCAGAGGAGGUGGUGACGGUAACAAUGCAGGAAGAAUGAGCGACAAUAGUUUUAAUAACGGCUCUAUGGCUGGCUCAGUAGGUGCAGGAGCAUCAUCCCAAGGAGGUGCAGGUGGAGCAAAUAAUAAUGCACCAGGAUAUUUUGCCAAUGCAUAUAGUAAUUAUAACCAUGUUUUUAGUAACAUGUAUGGUAAUAAUAUGUACGCAAAUAAUAUGUAUGGAAAUAUUAUGCACGGUAAUGUGUAUCAUGAUGGGGGUAAUAAUAAGGGUGACAAGUAUGUGGAAGAUGGGAGGAAGUUCUAUCACUUAGAUGGAGUUAAUGAGAAGGGUGCAGGGGCGACUACUGGCUCGGGAGCAACACACCAUCAUAAUAGAAUGAAUAAAGGUGCUAAGGAUGCUGAUAAUGGAAAAGGCGGCAUGGGUGCGGCAGCCACGGGUAGUAAUGGGAAUAGUAAGAACAAUCGGGCAGGCGCCAAUGAAAAUGGAGGCAGCGGAGGGAAGAAUAAUAGGAGUAGAAGCAGCAGCAACUGUAAUAGUAGCGCUUAUAAUGGAAAUAACAAUAAUAAUAAUAACAGCGGGAACAAUAACGGACACGGCGCGAGCAGUAACAGUAACGGAAGUGGCAACAACAGAAAUGGUACUAAUGGGAAUAGCGGCAACGGCGCAGCGAAUACCACCAACCAUGGAAAUGGCAGUGGGAGCAAUGGAAAUGCAGGAGGCACUGGAAGCGGGGGUGGAAACGGAGGGAGCGGAAACAACUGCAGCAGUAAUAAUAAGAGCGCCAUGAAGACGAACGGCGAGUAUAGCAAGAGCGGUAGCAAAAUAAUGGCGAGCAACAACAAGCUUAAUAAAAAAGACCCCCUCGUCAUGUACGACAGUCAUGGUAAUAGUAACAGUGUGAUGGGCAAAAAUGAAAAUAAAGCGCUUGACAAGAAAAGUGGAAAAAAUUAUUAUAAUAAAAAAAACAGCGCAAGGAAAAGCGGAGAGAAAAAGGGUGAGAGUAAGAAGAAGGACGACUCGGCCACUGUGUCCACAGACUUGGCCAGCAAUGAGGUUGCCAAAAUGAAGGACGAGAGGAAGAAGGCUGGUCAGAAAUUGAAGGACGACGAUAAUUGCAGCGAAGUGGCUAAUCAAGCCGACCACCAUCAUCCGCAUCUACAGCAGAGGAAGAAAUCGCUCGAUAUGAACGAGGCCUGCGAAGUGAAUGACGCGGAGGAAGCGCACCACCUCGCACAGAGCGACUUCGAAAAUGACGCCAGCACAGAGAAAAACAAUCAUGACAGCAAUCAUAAUGAGGAGGAUCAUGGAAAAGGUACCGAAGUUGAUAAGAGUGAAGAAAGUAACAACCAACAUGAUGAUGUAAAUGUGGAGAAAAAGAAUAAGAAGGAUUCUCAUGCAAAAAGUGACCAGCCUGGUAGCAAUGAUGCCAAGGACCACUCCAACAGAGGGUCCCCAAGAAUCGGAGCUGCGAAGAAAAAUUUCGCCAACAAAAUGGCCACUAAUAAAGACAAAGGUGGAGUCAACUCGGACGAUAAGAAGGCGACAAAGAAUAAGAACAAAGUGGAGGACGCUACUGCAAAUGGCAGCAUUGGCGGAGUAGGCGGCGCGGCUAAUGAGAACAGUGGUCCCAGUGGCAACACGCAAAAUAGGAAGAAGUACUCCUAUGUGGACAUUAUGGAUUCGUGCAAAAAAUUGACCAACGUUGAUGCCCCUCCUGAGUGCAUAGACAAGCUGAUGAAGGAGAAUGUCUCCCUAUUUAGAAAGCGCGACGAUCAGUUCUGUUGGAAAUUAAACGUUUUUUAA